Trypanosoma conorhini is the source of this 5658-nucleotide messenger RNA. RefSeq lists its product as uncharacterized. Bases 1 to 5658 code for a protein of 1885 amino acids. The record is from RefSeq and is a predicted model, not a curated record. The transcript has a single exon. Lineage: Eukaryota; Euglenozoa; Kinetoplastea; Trypanosomatida; Trypanosomatidae.
AUGUCACGGCAAGGGGUGUCGCUUUCCGAGGGUUUAGGCUCAGAGGCCGUGCAGUCACGAUCGUCACGGCCAGACAGUCGCGGCGCAAGACGGCGGCCCUCCACUGCUUCCGUUACCUCUUCGAUUGGGUUUUCCGUGGCCAGUGGGGACGGCAGAAGCAACCGCAAGACCCGCGCAGGGCCUGCCUCAACACCCGUAUCUUUUCUGACGCCAAAAAAUGAGAGCCUUCACUUCUCACCUAAGAGAGGCCGCUUGAAACCUACAGGGUCACAGACCAGUGUGUACAGCAAUUCCGUAUGUAGUUCCGUAGAAUCGCCGCUGCAGCGCCGACUCAACUCGGUAAGAAUGAAGGUUGGUCUCGCUGAGGCCAUUUUGCAGAAUGCAUCUAACACCGCCAAGGCGCCCAUGUCACCAGCGCGGCGUCGAAGACACAUGGUGCAGUUGGAAGUGGCAAAGCUCAUUCUCUUCGCAGCGCGGCAGCAAAAUGUCCGUGAGGAGAUGCAGCGACUAGGGCACCCCUUGGAUGAGUCAGACACAAUUAUGUACCAUCGCCGUUCCAUUGUUAGUGAUAUUCCUUUUCUCGCGAGGGAGUCUCCGCCCGACGUGUCACUAGACGAACUGAAGCGAGUCACGUUUGUAAUGGAGCAGCAGCUAGCGGAGGCGAAGGCGACCAAACCACAGCCGCCACCGUCUAUCUCUGCCGACCGCGUGUCGUCAAAUAUGUCGGAGCUUCUUUGGCUCAUUGAAUCAAUGGAGCUGCAGGGGCCAUGCGCACAGUACGCGAAUUUGGGCGAUGAUUCCUCCAGUCCCAAUGCCACCUCCACCUCCGCCGUUGUGGCGGCGAUGACGGAAACCCUGCAGCUGCGUCAAGAGGAGCAGCAACCAGCACAUCAGCAAAAACAGAGGGAGUCAUUUUCGCAGUUACGAACCCCGGAGUCCUCUUUAAAGGCUACGGGGGAAAGUUUUUCACCCUCGCUGGUGGCACCAGGUACGAAUCUGCUGGAGUUAACACGCCUCAGCGGCGACAUGACAACAGUGCAAGGGCAGGAGGAUACAAAGGCGGAUGAACUCGUUGGAUUCUCCGUAGAGGUGGAGUCUCCUGGAUGCCGCGCCGUGGAGGCAGCAGGCUUGAAACUGCUUCAGUUCAUGUAUGACGCUAUCGAUGCCAGUGAAGAAGAGUUUCAGCUGAUGAAGGAAAAGGACGCCGGAGCUGAAGCAGCAGCGGAGGCCAGGAGGAAGACGCAGGACGGACAAGAAAUACUGCCAUGCCUGAGCGCCGCAGGGACGGACGUUCGUGAAGCGCAUCGCUUUUCCACGCUGCGUGACUCAACGGCGCGAAACUCUGACAUGGUUCAGCAGCUCCAAUCCGCGACAAGCAGAGACCCCGGCACACUCGCCACCGCCCCGGCAGAGGAGUCCGAGGAUCAAGCACUAACGCAGGGCACAACAAACUUUGGACAAGAGUCCUCCUCUUCCAGGCGGCAAUCGGCGGGCUUCGAAGUUCCAGCGACCAAUUCAUGGUUGGAGCCGGCCCAUCCCGCAGUGGAGGUGCGUCCCCUGCGGGUUGAUCUCUUUGAAAUCCUGCAGCAGCUUUACUAUAGUUUUAACUACAAUUAUUACUUUAGACAGUGCAAAGAGAAGAAGCAGAGUAAAAGGCAAAAAACGCAGGAGGAGUACAGUGAAGAGGUGGCACGACUAUUGGCUGAAAAAAAGAAUGCACGACAACAACACGGAAACGACUCUCUGAAUGACGAAGCUGCAUUGCUCUCAACGUGGCAAGUAAAAACAUCGGCAAGAACUCCAACACCGCGGAGUCAGAAGUCAAUUGGCACGGCACUUGAAGUUACCGCAGAGUUGCUAGAGAAGAGCUCCAUGACGGCAGUUACGGAGGUGGCUCCGCCGGAGGUGCCCCGUGAAGAGGCCGCGGUUCCAACUGAGUCCGUAGGCGCAUACGAUGAAUCAAUAGUGUUUUCAAUGGAGAUCGGCAAAGGUAUCCUGUUCCUGCUAAAGGGGCGGGGGCAGCGGCGGGGCGUCACUGGAUCACUGAGUUCAACAACGGGGAAGAAGAAGACGAAGAAGAAGGGGCCAAAGAAGCAGGGAACUGCCGCGGACAAGGAGGCCAGUGAUACAACAGAGGACGCAACAGCGAAGGAAAAGAGCCGGCUAGAUUUUGAAAGUUACACCUUGUACGCUAUCAAUCAGUCCGACACCCCACAGCAGGCGACCGUGGAGACAAAUGUAUCAAAACUAAAAAACCUCAAGAUAAAGUCACUACUCAACUACCUGGUCAAGAAUAAAACAAUUGCGGUGGAUUUGCCCCCUUUUGGCACCCAGUCGGUGUUGACACUGAAUCCCAUAAAAAAAGGACGCGAAGUAGUAUUUGAUGGGGCGCUGAACUUUCACGAAGGGGCCCCAGUUAAAGAGGAACCGCAAGCAAAAGGGGUUAUGGACAAGAAACACUCAUCACGGUUACCCUCUGUUUCCAGGCCAUCGAAGAUUACUCCCUCAGCCGCAUCCAAAGCGUCAAAGGAAUCGUUAGAUAAUAGCGUUGAGACGCAAUUGAAGGAGAGACUCCUUGCUCAAUCUGAGCAAGGGGAAAAGGAAGCAGUAACGGAAGAGGAUGAGCUCCCCGAGGAGGCGGCAGGCGCAACGGAACCACCAGUACAAGGAAACAAGACGGCGGAUCAGAAGCAGGACACGGCAGUUGGUAUUCGGCGUGAAUUGUCCAGACAGAAGUUUAAUCCUCUGUUGUUAAGACCCAUUAAAGGCACCGAGGAUCUUGAAUCCGGAAUGAAUUCUCCUGCUGGGAGUAGUUUGUCGGGAGAUAAUGUCGUGAUGAAUAAGGUGAAUGAGUGGGGCGUCAGUGUCAUUCCAGUCGAAGGAGACUUGGGGGAACAGCAAGAAGAAGCCAGACGGCGGAAGAGUGCCAUGAAUGCUACCCAGACAAGGCCCAAGGAAGCCGCAACGACUGUCAAGGGAAGGGCAUCAAUAACUACCAAGGAACCCACGAAAGGAGGUGAAACAGGGCCUGAAAUUAGAAAGGGUCGAGUGAGUGAAGCAGCUAGCGAUUUGGCAGGCGUAACUCGAGUAGGUGAAUGGGGAGUUGCUCAUCCAAAUGAAGAUGAUGAAGCAUUUGAAAAUAAUUGUGUGGUAUUAUCAGUAUUGCAGGCAUCUGAGUGGCAAGCUCCUUCGACAUCGUGGAGGCGUCCUUCUGAGAAGAGUCCUUUUCUUCCAAAGGUGGUAAGUGGUGAAACGAAAGCGACGAACGAGGCGGAAAAAGCUCUUGCUGGGAGAGGGAGGGGUAGUGUGGAGGGUGCUACUCCUGCCUACUCUGCUUCCAGCUCCGCGUCACAGCGGUAUCCGAGUGCGCGGCUCCGUCCGAGAGGGAGUACAGAGGAGGAACUAAUUGCGGCAGUGCUGCACUCUGCUGGUCAAGAAGAGUCCUCGCAGGCGGAUGAGUUUGUGGCUGGUAUUCUUAAUCGCAUUGCAGACGAGGAACUGUUAGGGACUGAUCGCCAACUGGAAAAGGACGGCUUUUCUGUUUCUAAGCAAAGUGAUGAAACCCCGCUGCGCGCUGGGUCAGCAGCGUUGUGGCGCCACCAGAGCGUAUCUCAAUCACAACAAGGCCGAGCAUCUCUGGAACCGCAGGGUGAAGUGAAGGAGCAACUCUCGCCAGCAACACCGGGGUACGGGGCGGCGUUCCCGUUGGGAUCAUUCACCGAAGCCCAAAAGUUGCGGAGUAUCUCUGCUUCAGCUGCGUUGCAGGACAGUGUUGAUAGCAAGGAAAGGGCAUUCAUCAACAGAGCAGUUUUUCCUGAGAAGGUGUCUUCAGGGAAUUUCUCUGCAGCUGUUGAUUUCUCGCAGCAACCAAGCGUCGAGCUGGUGAGGGAGUCUUCAGCUCAACCUGUAGCCUUGGACGGUCGCUUUUCAUCCUUUGCAGCCAUGGGUGAAUCUUCCGUCCCUGUGUACUAUUGUGAGGAAUGCCUCGCGGCUCAUCCUCACGACCAUGCUGUUUCCCCCACACCAGACGCCAUCAAAGCCAGAGAGGAUGCACGUACUCCCACGGAAAUCGCCUCCUUGGUGGAGCGACGGAGCCGCAUGGAGAGCAAAGGGGCGAUUUCCGUUGCGGAGUUGUUGCGGGCGAAGUCAGCUGUUUCAGCAACCCGGGAGGAUGCUGCGUUUAAUGUAAAUGCGCUGUUGGCGGGUGUCAGCAAGGCAAAAAAGAGUGAAACGCCUCCACCUGGGCCCCCGAGUCGCCACAGCGCAUGGGACUAUGAAAUUCCUCCGCAAGAGAGGCCCGCCACCCCCACGCGCCAAUAUGCAUACACAGAUGUUCGACCAGGUGGAAGAGUCGCAAUUCUUGUUCCUGAAGCUAUGGACACUGUGGGACCGACGCCGCUUCUUAGCAGCAUGCAAAAAGGAAAGACGGAAGGAAAGUCAUUGCAGGCAGAAGGGGUCGCGGAGGAGAUCCGCAUAUCUCUGCAUAGUUUUGCGCGUCAAGCCAGGUCUCACAGUAACCGGAUUCCCAUCUCUCAGUCUACCAACACAACUGCAACUGCGACGGCGGCAGUCACGAAAAAUACGAAGUUUGAUGGCAUGCGCUACGCGGAACUUCCACCGCUUUCUGCUCUUUACAGCCAUGAAGUGGCUCAAGAAGUAGAAGACUUGGAAGCGGGGGAGGAAGAGGCAAAGGCGCUUUUUAUGCAGGACCCUGCUCGCUACGACUGCGUUGUUGAUGAGCUCAUCAAGCGCGCCACAAUGAGGGUUCAGGAGGAGGAAAAACGAGAAAAAGUUAGAAGAGAGACCGUGACGCGUGUCAUGGGUGAUAGCAAGCUGGACGAGAGGUUGGUUGUUGCGUCUAAUCGAAGGCAGAGUCACGCCAUAACCCAUCGCCAAGUAUCUGUGACGGAGUUACAAUUCGGUGGCUCCUUCCCCAUUGGAACUAGUAGUGGUAGUACGGGUCCAAGUGCACGAGAAGUGGGGGGGGUGUCUCAGGCGUGGAGUUUGACCAACGAGAGUCUGCUGUCACUCCCCUCUGGAAAGCAACACGGCGAUACCAUGAAGAGUGGCGUUACGAAUGGGUUUGACCAAAUUCUAGAGGAGCAGCGUCGCGCAAAGAAAAUUGUGGCCUAUAUUCUUAUGGAGAUGCGCCGCAUGUGGCGGCGGCGGGAGUUAGAGUCCAACCUUGCCCUCCGUUCCGCCGUGGACCGCUUUAUUUAUCGCUCCGUUCUCUUCUCAUGGCAUUUUGAGAGACGUCGUGUGCUCAAUUUGCAGAAGCUUAUCCAACUCCUGGACCGCAAAACCGGCCGCGUGGGCGGGUGGAUUCCCUUCUACGUGAGGGAUCGCGUCAUGGAGGAACGAUUUGUUUGGGAGCCCGCACCACCGCAUCUCUCGCGUCAGCUGCGCGUUGUUCAUCGGGCAAUGUGUCUUGCCAAACAGCAACGGAUGUAUCCACUUCGUAUCGUGCGGCAGCAAGCUCGCAAAGAAGCGUCGCACCAUCUACUGUACGGUUACAAGCGUACAUUCGUGGGGCCGUUCACGACUUCUGCUGUGCGCCUCCGUCAGGGGCGACGCUCUCGCUACGCCGCGCCGUUUCAGCGUCCCAUUCUGCGUUUUUCUCCGCAGCUUGAGUGGAGGGACGGAACACCGAGGAAGUGA